UCUCUGAUGACACGGGCGCCUUGGGCACAAGGCUUCGGUGUGGACCGAAUUGGGGUCUGCUGGCCCAGGAAGACCCCGGCGGGGCCUGGUGAUCUCCAUCCUUCCCGGUUUUGUCCGGCUGUGGUGAAGGGGCGUGAGCCUCAAGAGCUGUAUUUCUCAAAGUGGAGUCGGACUUUUGUGAAUCAGACCCUGCUGUGGCCCGAGUCUGCCUUUUCAGCAGACAUCCUCGACGGUUUGGUGCAGAUGGUCGUGCGGGAACCCUGCCUUCACACAACAGAGGCCUCUGGGGGUGCAUCGAGGAGUGCCAUCACAGGGCCUGGCCUUGGGCUGCAGUCCCCAGAUGGCAGCUGAUAGUCAGUGAAGGGCCUAAGUCAGGAGCCCUGGAGGUGGAGCUUGUGUUAAAGGGAUGGUCUGUGGGAGCAUCCAUGAGAACCUGAUGCUGGUCCCUCAGGUUCAUCUGGCUACUCUGGUAGUGACUGGCUCCACUACUUAUUAACAGAGGUCUGGGACUGUGAUUGUUUCGAAGUUUCUGAACGCUUAAGGUAGAACUGUCGGUGUCCAAGGAAGUGAUGGCAGGCCGUGAAGCAGAAGAAGUGCUAGACAUCCUUCGGCUGAAUGUGGGCGGCUGCAUCUACACAGCCCGUCGGGAGUCUUUGUGCCGCUUUAAGGACUCUAUGCUGGCAUCUAUGUUUAGUGGUCGUUUCCCUCUAAAAACAGAUGAAUCUGGGGCGUGUAUUAUUGACCGUGAUGGACAUCUGUUCAAAUACAUUUUGGACUACCUCCAUGGGGAGGUUCAGACCCCCUCGGAUGAGCAGACUCGAGCCGCCCUACAGGAAGAGGCUGACUACUUUGGCAUCCCUUACCCGUACAGCCUGUCUGACCACUUGGCCAAUGAGAUGGAAACAUAUUCUUUAAGGCUUUAACAGACUUCUGUGAUUCCUACGGCUUAGUCUGCAAUAAACCAACAGUUUGGGUCCUCCACUAUCUUAACACAUCUGGGGCAAGCUGCGAGAGCAGAAUUCUUGGUGUCUAUGCUACAAAGACUGAUGGGACAGAUGCCAUUGACAAGCAGCUGGGAGGAAGGAUUCAUAGUAAAAGCAUUUUCAAAAGAGAGGCGGGGAAUAAUGUUCAGUACAUUUGGAGCUAUUACUCAGUAGCCGAGUUGAAGAAAAUGAUGGAUGCCUUUGAUGCUUGGGAAGGAAAAGGAGUAAGCUACUGGCGUGUGCCUCAUGAGCUGAUAGAGUGCUGGACUUUGGAAGAACGGCCUUUACAUGGAAGCCUGCGUCAUAUGGCCCCAAUUCGAAAGAGGCGGCUGAUAGCCCUCAGGGAAGAGGAUGAAAGUGUGAACUGUAAGACUGGUCCUAAGCCAGUCAGAUUUUUGGGCCCUUCUACAAGUACCCAAAUUAAAGUCAAGAACUCUGCUUCAGUGAGGGUGUCACCUUCCAAUGCUGUCCAGAUCUUCUCUCAGGCUACGGCAAACCGCUCUCAAAGAGGCAGCUGUGGAAAGGCAACCCAGUACUCUGUGGCCACAGGGACAUCUGGACAUGCUCCUGCUUCCCCUGAUGGCCAGAGUGCUGAAAACCAAGCCACACAGCCCCCUCCAGCCAAGGUGCUCCUCUCUGACAAGAAGUCUCCACCCCAUCGAGUGAUCAAGCUGAGGAGGACUCCACUGUGUGGGGGACCUUCCCUGCCAACUCCCUCAGCAGGGAGCCAGGCCAGCUUCACCCAGCUGCCCUCUCCAGAAGCUUCCAGCACUUUGGGUGUGCAGACUGAGAACAGGAAAGACCAGCCUGAUGGAUAAAGUGGGCUUGAAACUGCCUGUUUGUCCCAAAGGUUCCAGCAUGCUGAUUCAAACAGUGUUGUUGAAAGGGAAGAUCUAAACGUGGAUGUUUAAGAUUAUUACAGGAAAAGUGAAUGUUGUGACAUGGGAGUAGAGGAGGGAGACUUUACUGUUAGGGUUAUUAUUUACUUUGCAUUUUCCUAAGGUUGUCUAUGUGCAGUUUGAAUUCUGGUUUUUAAUUUUAAGAUUUAUUUAAAUGGUUAACUGACAUCAAGGCAACCAAGCAGUAAGAAGUCUCCCGUUUUUGCAGUAGUCUUCAGUGUUAGUUUUACAGUCUAAUGGUAGGAGUGAGGUCUGGGCCUAGGUUUCUGUCAGAUGGAGAGGGGUACCUGUGCUGGCCACACUGUAUAGCGGGCAGGAGAAGUCUCAACAGGGAGCAUGAAUCCACUAGCUGCCUGUAGUUGCUUAUUUUCCAAAGACAACGUGAAAAGAAGUGAUGGGGGAAGGGAAAGAAUGUAGUUAAAGCUCAGAUGGUGCUCUCACUUGAUCGGGCCAUUUUGUUUUCUAGAUUGGCUCUUGACUGUGUUCUGUUAGCAGCUGUGUCUUUUUGUGCACCACGGGGAAAUGCAUGCGGGAGGAGCUGUGGAACGGGUUUGGAACGGUUAAAAUACGGUAGUUGACUUUGGUGAGGUUUUGAAAAAGAGAAGUUAAACAAGUUUAACUUUUUAACUCAAGUUAGUUUGUUCUAGAAGUGACCAUUGAAGAGUCCUUCUGGUUAUACACUAUGCUUCAUGCAUACAAUUUCCAUAUAACUUGAAUUUAGUAUUUUUAAACAAAAUCUUUUGAUUAAUCUAUUUUUUCAUGACCAUUGAGUUAUGUGUGCUUUCUCUUACAUAUUAUGUUUGGUAAUUACAUUGUACAUUUCUACUUCCCAUGAGCCCUGUGCUUCAGUGUUUCUAGAAGCAGGUUCAUAGAGCAGGGUGUUCCUUACUCAGAUGCUGGGCAUGGCACUGCGUCACUUUGAAAAGUGAGGCAAGUAUACUCAUGAUGGUUCUUUUUAAAUAAAUAAAACAUUUCCACAAAAA
Messenger RNA from Grammomys surdaster, 2865 nucleotides. It is a transcript of the gene Kctd18, whose product is annotated as potassium channel tetramerization domain containing 18. The transcript has 7 exons. Gene Ontology annotation, biological process: protein homooligomerization. NCBI's taxonomy places the organism in Eukaryota, Metazoa, Chordata, Mammalia, Rodentia, Muridae. Gene Ontology annotation, molecular function: protein binding. The record is from RefSeq and is a predicted model, not a curated record. Bases 1172 to 1801 code for a protein of 209 amino acids.